AUGGGUCCACUAGCGCCAAACCUUCUCAGGAAGGAGCUCUCCGACCACUUCUCCUCCCGCUCUCAAGAACAAGAUUCUCACCCUCGACCACCACACCACCACCUCCCUCCAUCUCCUCCAACGCCGCGAACCACCAUCGACGACAGCUUCCAGAUCGUGCUUCGCAACCUCGACCACCGCCGCGACGCCGCUUUCUCCUCCCUCACCGAGGAUUCUCACGAUUCCCCUGUCGACGGUGAGGCACUUGCUAUCAACAUGGAAUCCCGCAAGAGGCGUAAAUCCAAUAAGGGUCAAGACAUGAUAAGUAACCUCCCUGACUUCAUUAUUGGUCGCAUUCUUUCUUUGCUUCCUACAAAAGAUGCAGUCCGUACAAGUGUUUUAUCCAAGAAUUGGACAUACAAAUGGACAUUCAUCACUGAUCUACACUUUGAAGAUAAAGGGCGCUAUUCUAACAGGAUAGUAAGGAGAAGUUUAUUUUUGAGCUUUGUGCACAGAGUACUACUUUAUCUGAAUAGCUCAAGCAUCCAGAGUUUCUCACUUACUAUAUCAGAGAAGUAUGAACCUUGCCAUGUGGAUCAUUGGAUAUCUGCUGUUGUAAGCCGGAGAGUCAAAAAGCUUUGCAUCUAUUCAAAGAAGGAACAAGCCUUUUCCUCUCAUUCCCUUAUGAAAUACAAGUCCUUAGAGGAACUGGUGCUAAAUGUGUAUCAUUGUGAGAUUGGUUUUCCCACAUUUGCUCUUUUCUCAUCCCUUACAGUCCUGAAUUUGUCUGGAAUCCAGUUUAGUGAUAUCUCUUCUAACAAAUCUGGAAAGGUUCACCUUAAUUUCCCAGUUCUGAGAACCUAUAAGACAAAUAAUUGUUCAUGGUCAUCAAGUCUAAACACAUAUUGCUUCUGCUGA
Lotus japonicus is the source of this 897-nucleotide messenger RNA. RefSeq names its product F-box/FBD/LRR-repeat protein At3g14710-like. The coding region runs from base 1 to 897 and encodes 298 amino acids. The transcript has 3 exons. Gene Ontology annotation, molecular function: protein binding. The record is from RefSeq and is a predicted model, not a curated record. Lineage: Eukaryota; Viridiplantae; Streptophyta; Magnoliopsida; Fabales; Fabaceae.